AUGCAUCAAGACCAGCAAAAUCGCCUUUUUCAGGCGCGUAUCGUCGCUAGUAUCGCUGCAACUGUGAUGUCCCUAGCAUGCGGUACCAAUUAUGUCUACUCGGCUUGGGCUCCGCAGUUCGCGGAACGACUAAAGUUAUCCUCCACAGAGAGCAACUUGAUCGGUCUAUGUGGUAACCUGGGCAUGUACACCCUGGGUAUGCCCAUAGGUGCCUUUAUUGACUCUCGAGGCCCGCGGCCUGCCGUCCUUGCCGGCGCUGUCCUCAUGCUCCUUGGUUACUUUCCGCUUCACCAAGCCUACCAUCGUGGCUCUGGAUCCGUGAUUCUAAUUUGUAUGGCAUUCGCUGCUUCAGUCAAGACGUCUGCUCUCAACUGGCCCAAGACCCGUGGAACGGCCACAGCUUUCCCUUUAGCUGCCUUUGGCUUGAGUGCCUUCUUCUUCUCUUUCGUCGGUGCUGUCUUCUUCCCCGGUAAUCCCAGCGCCUUCCUUGAGCUUCUCGCUUGGGGCACAUCUGGCCUUACCUUUGGCAGCUUCUUCUUCCUGAAAGUAUACCACGACCAGCCCGAGUAUGAGGCCGUACCGGCAUCGGACGACACACAGAGCGACCCAUCAUCAUCAUCUCAGCAAUUCCGACCUGGAUCUUCAGAGGAGCCGAAACCCUUCCGCUCCUCUCGAAUGGACAAUGAACCCGCAUCCUCAUCUGCCGCCGCCCCGGAUUCGACGGGCUCUCUUGGAACUCCACUCGCGCCUGAAUUCGGCCUUGUGGUCGCCCCCGAGAAUCCGGAAGACCUAGAGGUUGGCGAGAGGUCACCCCUGAUUUCUCGUCCCUCAUCACGAACCGAUCAACCCCUUCUUGGAAAUAAUUAUAUUAAUAGCGAUGGAUCUCACCCUCUAGACAUUCGAGGUCUCGCCCUCUUGCGCAGCGUCAGCUUUUGGCAUCUCUUUAUCAUCAUGGGCAUUUUGGCUGGCGUGGGUCUCAUGACCAUCAAGUAUGAUUGGCCUCUAACCUAUCCAGUCUUUGGAGAACACUCAGCUGACAAUUUCUCAAGCAAUAUUGGAAACGACGCCAAGGCUCUUUGGAAGCAUUACGACAAGAAUGUGACCGACGAUGCUCUUGUACAUCGCCAGCAAAUGCAUGUUUCAGCAUUGUCUAUUUGUAGUUUCCUCGGCCGACUAUCAAGUGUCCUUCUAGGUGUCGGCUCAGAUUUCUUGGUCAACAAACUUCACGCCAGUAGGCUCUGGUGUCUUGUUGCCGCCUGCAUCAUCUUCAUCUUUGCCCAGGUGUGCGCGUUGAACGUCGAAAACCCGCACUGGCUUGGGCUGGUCUCAGGCCCGUCCGGCUUGGCCUAUGGCUUCCUCUUUGGCGUCUCCCCCUCUCUUGUCGCCGAAACCUUUGGUGUUGGGGGACUGAGCCAGAAUUGGGGCUUCAUCACCAUGGCUCCUGUUUUCUCGUCCAACAUUUUCAACCUAUUUUAUGGUAAAAUUUACGACGCACAUAGUGUAACGGUCUUCAAUGCUACCGUUCUGCCUAUUGGGUCACAUUAUUGUCAUGCUGCGCUGGAACAGGCAUCACCCUCUGGGCGAUUCGCCAUCGACAUGCGAAGCACCAAAGGGCAAUGA
This is a messenger RNA of Fusarium graminearum PH-1, 1620 nucleotides long. RefSeq lists its product as uncharacterized. The coding region runs from base 1 to 1620 and encodes 539 amino acids. Lineage: Eukaryota; Fungi; Ascomycota; Sordariomycetes; Hypocreales; Nectriaceae. The transcript is spliced from 6 exons. The record is from RefSeq and is a predicted model, not a curated record. Gene Ontology annotation, molecular function: transmembrane transporter activity. Gene Ontology annotation, cellular component: membrane. Gene Ontology annotation, biological process: transmembrane transport.